Molecule: messenger RNA, 2286 nt
Organism: Lycium barbarum (goji berry)
Lineage: Eukaryota; Viridiplantae; Streptophyta; Magnoliopsida; Solanales; Solanaceae
Product: protein NAR1-like
Exons: 11
Coding region: 287-1702 (471 amino acids)
Cellular component (GO): cytosol
Molecular function (GO): 4 iron, 4 sulfur cluster binding
Source: RefSeq, a predicted model, not a curated record
AAGAACUAAGGGCAUCGGGAUGCGGGCUGUUGGGUUGGGUAAGGGUGUAACCCAACAGCCCUUACCCGCUAAGUUAACGGCAACCGCCCGCACGCCCGCCGCCAUCAUUAGGCUGUAGAAAAAGAAAGAAAAGACAGAAUAAGAGUUUGGGCUUUGAGCAACAUAUCAAACCUGUGCACCAACUCCCUCUCUCAUUAAGCCUGCUUUGAUAUUUAUUUAAGUUAAUAAAUAUCAGAAAAACUCUAACAAAUUUAUUAUACAGAAAUCUUUGCUAGCCCUUAAGGAGAUGUCGCAGAAAUUCUCUGCCACACUUAGAAUUGGGGAUUUGAAUGAUUACAUAGCUCCUUCCCAAGGCUGUGUCGUUUCCCUCAAUGCUAAUUCUUCUAAAUCCCUUAAGAAUGUGGGAAAAGCUGGAGCUUUGAGCAAACCAGUACAAAAAGAAGAACCUGUCAAAAUUUCCCUCAAAGAUUGCUUGGCAUGCAGUGGGUGCAUUACGUCAGCAGAAACAGUCAUGCUUGAGAAGCAGAGUUUAGAUGAGUUCCUUUCCAAUUUGGAAAAGGGAAGGACAGUUAUUGUCUCUAUCUCUCCCCAGUCCAGGGCCUCUCUCGCUGUUCAUUAUGGACUUUCUUCACUUCAGGUCUUCAGGAAGCUCACAACACUAUUUAAGUCUCUGGGUGUGAAAGCUAUAUUUGAUACCAGCUGCAGUAGAGACUUGACCCUAAUAGAAUCUUGUAACGAGUUUAUGGUGAGAUAUAAACAAUCCCAAGGUACAAGUAGUGGGGAGUCGAAGCCACCUUUGCCUAUGAUUUCUUCCGCAUGUCCAGGUUGGAUAUGCUAUGCUGAAAAGACCCUUGGUUCUUACAUUCUUCCAUACAUUUCUUCAGUCAAGAGCCCCCAACAAACUAUUGGAACAGUUGUCAAGAAUUAUACAUGCCAAAUGCUAAGUGUAAGACCAGAGGAUGUAUACCAUGUGACUGUAAUGCCAUGUUAUGACAAGAAGCUCGAGGCUGCUCGUGAGGACUUUGUGUUUCAAGUAGACACAGAUAGUGAAAAUAUUACGGAGGUUGAUUCAGUUCUAACAACAGGAGAGGUUUUGGAUUUGAUACAGUUAAAAGCAGUUGAUUUUAAAUCCAUGGAAGAGUCACCCCUAGAUAAACUGUUUGCAAAUAUCGAUGAGGAAGGCCAUCUUUAUGGGGUUCACGGAAGCUCUGGAGGAUAUGCAGAGACCAUUUACCGUCAUGUUGCUAAAGUGCUUUUAGAUCAGGAAGUUAAAGGCCCUAUAGCAUUCAAGACCAUAAGGAACUCUGAUUUCCAAGAAGUGAGCCUAGAAGUGAAUGAUAAAUCUGUCCUGAAAUUUGCAUUAUGUUACGGUUUCCGCAACCUGCAGAAUGUUGUUAGGAAAUUGAAAAUGGGUAAGUGUGACUACCAUUUCUUGGAGAUCAUGGCAUGCCCUUCAGGAUGCUUAAAUGGUGGCGGACAAAUAAAGCCACAACCUGGGCAGUCUGGUAAAGAGUUGAUUCAGCUGUUGGAGAUGGCUUAUGUAGAAAAUGUUGUCGUUGCUGAUCCUUUCAACAAUCCUAUCAUAAAAGGCCUAUAUUCUGAGUGGCUUGAGCAACCUGGUUCAGAGAAAGCAAAGAAGUACUUGCAUACUGAAUAUCAUCCUGUAGUGAAAAGUAUCACUUCACAGUUGCAGAACUGGUGAAAAAUGCAAAAUAUCAGCUUUUAACCGGUUGGCUAGGUUCCUAGUGUUCCCUUCUGGUGUUUUUCUGCAAGACCAUCCAAAGAGGGUUUUGAUAUUACACUGCAUUGAUCCAAAGUGCUCGCGAUAUAUGGUCAUGAGGCCAUGCACCACAAUUUUGAGAGUCCAAUUUUGGCAGGGGACGUGUUUCACACUUUCACCCCAUACUGUAAAUAUAUUGUGUUUGUACUUGUGUUGCAAAUUACACAAUAGUUUAGGUCGCAAUGCUAACAUUAUUCCCCAUCUGGAUUGGGAAUAGUUGUAUUGUACGUGUCUUAUCCUACAACCCUCAAUCGUAUUUAUUUGGUCACGCUUUAUUUGUACCGUUAGAAAAGGCGGCAACUUUUUUUAUGCCGAUGGUAAAUAAUAUCACCAGUCUUAGUGUAAUCGUAUUUGUUUUCAUAGGCUGCCUUUCUUAGUUCUGCUUUCCAUUAUGGCGCAACAAGCACAUACAUGUUAAAGAGUCUUGUUGGCCUUUUGUAAUAAUUUUCUUUGAGAAGGUAUAUAGCCUUUUGGUAAUAUUAAGCUAGACAAUAAACUUUUCAUUU